Molecule: messenger RNA, 933 nt
Organism: Lottia gigantea (owl limpet)
Lineage: Eukaryota; Metazoa; Mollusca; Gastropoda; Lottiidae
Exons: 9
Cellular component (GO): cytoskeleton
Molecular function (GO): cytoskeletal protein binding
Source: RefSeq, a predicted model, not a curated record
UUUCAGAAAGAUACAAUAGGACAAUGGCUAUUAGAAAGAGUAUGCGAGAAAUUGAAUAUUGUAGAAAAAGAUUAUUUUGGUCUCCGAUAUGUGGAUUCAGAAAAACAGAGACAUUGGAUAGAUCCCAUCAAACCAGUGUACAAACAACUCAAGGGUGUAAGCCCAAUGGUUUUGUGUUUUCGAGUCAAGUUUUACCCAGCAGAACCAAUGAAGUUACAUGAGGAGAUUACACGAUAUUUCAUGUUUCUACAGUUACGUAGAGAUUUACACCAUGGCCGACUUCUCUGUUCCCCACAAGACGCUAUUCUACUUGCUGCAUACAUUGUACAGUCUGAAGUAGGUGAUUAUGACCCUGUGGAUCAUCCUAAUGGAUAUAUCAGUGAAUUUAAAAUGUUGCCUAAACAAAACCCUAAAAUGGAAGAACAAAUCAUGGAGGCACACAAAAAUCUGAAGGGCCAAGUACCAUCAGAAGCUGAAAAUAAUUUCCUUAUAAAAGCCUGUCAACUAGAUACAUAUGGUGUUGAUCCACAUCAAGUUAAGGAUUCCCGAGGUGAUCAGCUAUAUCUAGGGGUAACACAUCAGGGUAUAAUGACCUUCAGAGGAAGCAGAAGAACACAGUUAUUCAAAUGGAACCAGAUCCGAAGGUUGGCAUAUGAGGGGAAGAUGUUUAUUGCUCAUGUGAACAUCACGGAGAAACAGCAGCCAAUUGGAUAUAAAUGUGCAACAACUGCAGCAUGUAAAUAUUUGUGGAGAUGUGCAGUAGAACAACAACUUUUCUUCACAUUGUCAUCUUCUAUCAACACGCCAAAGGUUAAAUCUGGUGGAACUCUGUUUUCUCGAGGAUCAAAAUUCCGUUUUAGUGGGCGUUGUCAGGCAGAGGCUUACGUAGCCAGUGAAAACAUUAAACGAGAUGAACCUCCCUUUACAAGGUGA